Molecule: messenger RNA, 5727 nt
Organism: Closterium sp. NIES-67
Lineage: Eukaryota; Viridiplantae; Streptophyta; Zygnematophyceae; Desmidiales; Closteriaceae
Source: the annotation of a GenBank genome assembly
ACUCUACUGUAACAGCUGCAAAUAGGUUGGGAACAACCAAGCUAGGUUGGCAAGGGUGGCCAACUUGGAUGGAUUGGUUGGGAAGGGACAAAGGUCAAAGUUGAGGUUCCUAUAGGGAGGGAAUCUUUGUGCUUAUGGGGUUUCCUUGGUUGGGGACUCUCUUGAGACCUUCCCUCUCAUCCCUCUCUUCUAUCCCAACCUUUCUCUUGCUCCUCUAAUUCCUUGUGAGAUUCUUGAACUUUGAUUGAACUCUUGAGAUUGAGUUAAGUUCUCCUCCUACAGCUUACCCCCUAAUGCGUCGAAAGCCAUAGCGUCGCGAAUACUUUAUCAAUCAACGUGAUUCGAAUUGGGAACGGUAGCUGAGAUUAAGAGCUACAACAUAUCCGAGUUUCGCGACAUUCCAACGGCUAGUUUUUCGUCGACGUCGUUUCUUGUGAAGACGACUUUUCUGUCCAGAAUUUCGGAUUUAUAUUUUGAGUAUUUCUAGCUCCUAAGCACACCUAGACUCCGUCCUUAAUUCUAACAAGUGGUAUCAGAGCAAUAUUAAGGACAUUGAGAGGAGUCUACAGAAGUUUGAAGACCCUUCUAGACCCACCAUGGCCUGUGGGUGUGCCUAAGUGGUGUUCUAAAGGUUGGAUGUGUCUUCCGCUAAGGGGAAACUCUGCCGAAAUUUCGUGGACGCCGACACUUGUGAAAAUAUCGAGGGAGCUGAGUGUGGACAGCAAAGGGGAGCUGAAAUUCGUCAUUUCUCAAGGAGAAGAUGAAUGAGAGAGGAGGAGAUGCUAAUGGAAGAGGAGCUGUACCUGAGAAGCCAAGUGAGCCGCCGCCAUCAAAAGUUGAAGCUUUGGAUGGCUCCAACUAUGAGGAAUGGAGCGGGCGGAUGAGGAGUGCCUUCAAACGCUACAAGCUCCUGAAGAUUGCUGUUGGGGAGGAGAAGAUGCCGGAAGAAGGCGAAGCACGCGAACGGUGGAUUGAGAAAAGCGCGGUGCUUUUCGACCUCAUCCUUCAAUCGGUCAACAAGGAGAUGUUCGAGCACAUCAAGGAUCUUGUGGAAGCGGAUGAUUCGGGUCCAAGGGCGUGGAAACUACUACGCGAUGUGAUUCAGCCUAACACUCUCCCAAUGGUGAUCGUGCUCGAGAAGGAACUUGCUGCCAUCUCCAUGCGACCAGGGAAUGAUGUGAAGCCGGUCCUUGACAAGAUCAAGGACACCUAUGCAAGGAUGGCAGCAGCGGGCAGCAGUGUAUCUCAGCUGCAGCAGUGCACCAAGAUCAUCUCGGUGUUGGACAACUCUUGGGACAACCUCAUCCCCACCCUCAACUCUCAGCAAGAUCAAUGGACACCUGAGUGGCUAAGGCAGCAGAUUCUGCAGGAGGACUUCCGUAGACGCCAUGUGGGAGGCGGUGCUGCCACGAAGACUGCUGAGGGGUAUGGAGCUGCAGGGCGCGGCAAAGGAAGAGGGGGUUGGAGAGGCCGAGGCCGUGGGAGGAGCUUUGGCAGAGGUAGAGGCCGAGGUGCACAAGGUAAUGCCUAUCCUGGUUUGUUUGUUAUGGUUGAGGAUGUGCAUGGGCAUGAGGGUGAUGUGGGAUCUGUGGGAAAGGUUGUGAUGCACCCUAUCACGCACUGGGUGAUUGAUUCGGGUUGCACCAGUCACAUGACUCCACGGGCAGAUUUGCUUGAUGAGGUAAAACCCCCUGGGAAGAUUAAGUAUGUGGCAGCAGCGUUAGGUGCUUUGCUCCCCGUGAUUGGUGUUGGAAAUGCCAAGGUUAAGGGAGCUAAUGGGGAGCUUGUGGGGCUUGGGAAUGUUCUGCUGGUUGAAGGUUUGUCUGCUAACCUUCUCUCUGUGCGACGACUACAGAAGAGCAAGGCCGAAGUGACCUUUGGACCAACCAGCCGCCGUGCUAAGCGUGGGAAGAAGGUGCUGUGGAGUCUGGAAGAGGAGACCAGUUGCAUCAAGGACCUGUGGCAGCUGCCCAUCAUCCCUUGGAAUGGGAAGACUCCAACAGCAGCAACGGUAGCAGCGGCAAAGGCAACAGCAGGAGGAGAGGCAACUGCACCAACUGAUGGGGUCCUGGAAGCAGUCAAGAAAGUGCAGCAGCAGCAGACACAUGGUGAGGUGCUUGCUGGUGUGGAUACGAGUGCGGCAUGGGCUAAGGCUUCAUCAAGGAGUGGUGAGGCUGAUUGGGAGACAUGGCAUGAGAGGCUGUGUCAUGUGAACUUCCCUAUGCUGCAGAAAUUGGUGAAGGAUGGGAGCCUGAAGGGAUUGGAGGUCAACGGAGGAGUAAAGGAGAUUGGGAGCUGCCCUACAUGCUUGGAGACCAAGUUCUUCAAGUUCCCCUUCAACAGCACUACAAGACCAGCCAAGACCCCACUUGCACUUGUGCACAUGGAUGUGGUGGGGCCCACAAGAGCCCCUUCCCUCUCAGGCAGCCGCUAUUUCUUGACAAUUGUAGAUGACCACACUCGGGCAGUGUGGGUUUACCCUUUGAAGAGCAAGGGGGAGGUGGCAGCGGCUGUCCUUAAGGAGUGGAUGCCUAGAGCUCAGAGGGAAUGCGGACACAAGGUGAAGGUGAUCCGUAGUGACAAUGGUGGGGAGUUCAUUGGAGCUGAUUUUGAGGGGGAGUUGAAGAGGAAGGGGAUCCAGCAUCAACUGACAGUGCCCUACAACCCACAGCAGAAUGGCGUGGCUGAGAGGUUCAACAGGACCCUGCAGGAGGGGGCACGCACUCUCCUUGGGCGUGCAGGGCUGCCUGAUCCGUUUUGGGUGUCUGCACUGAGGCAGGUCGCCCUUGUGAAGAAUAGGGUGCUGGCUACAGUUGGGGAGAAGGAGUGGAUCCCAUACACCAAGUGGUAUGGGAGUGCUCCAGCUGUGAACAUGCUGAGGGCAUUUGGGUGCAUGGUGGUGUUUCAUGUGCCCAAGGAGAAAAGGGGGAAGUUGGAGGCUUCUGGAAGAUGGGGUGUGCACUUGGGGAUUGCAAAGGAUCACAAGGGGUGGCUGCUAUGGGACUUGACCACCCAGAAGUUGACAGUGUCAAGGGAUGUGAAGUUUCUUGAGUCCCUGUACUACAAGGAAUGGAAGCAGCAGCAACAGAAGCUUCCAUCUACACCGCUCAUUGUGGAGGCAGAUGAGGUGCAGCAGCCUUCGAGACAGGUGGAGGUUGCAGUGUCAGAGGAGGAGAUGUCUGGGGUGACUGAGGAAGGGGGAGCAGCUGAAGUGGAGCAGCAGCAGCAGCAGGAGCAGCAGCAGCAGCAUGAGUCUCCACCUCGAGUUCCACACCCGCCUGAGCGACCUAGGAGGGAUGUGCGCCCUCCGGUGAGGCUGACCUAUGGGGGAAGAGGCAAGCCAAAUGUGGUGCAGGCUGGGAGUGUGGUUGAGCAGAUUGAGGAAGAUGAGAUCGCUCACUGCUACUGGGCACCAAUCCCUGAGCCCAAGACUCGAGAGGAGGCCUUGAAUGGACCAAAUGGGGAGAAGUGGAAGGCGAGUGAGGAUGAGGAGUUCGGGUCCCUGAUUGAAAACGAGACAUGGGACCUGUGUGACUUGCCUCCUGGGAAGAAGGCAAUCACUUCCAAGAUGAUCUACAGGCACAAGUAUGGACCUGAAGGGGAGCUGACCCGCUACAAGUCUAGGCUUGUGGCACGGGGGUUUCAGCAGACAAAGGGGAAGGACUAUGAUGAGGUGUUUGCUCCUGUGGGGAAAGGAACAACACUGAGGGUGCUGUUGGCGAUAGCUGCACUCCUGGGAUGGAAGAUACGGCAGAUGGACAUUGUGACUGCCUUUCUGAAUGGGAUCAUUCUGGAGGAGGUGUACAUGAAGCAGCCAGAGGGGCUGGAUGAUGGGAGCGGCAGGGUCUGCAGGCUGAAGAAGGCCAUCUAUGGCCUUAAGCAGGCGCCUCGUGCAUGGUAUCACAAGUUGGAGGAGGCGCUAUUGGCUGGGGGUUUCAAGAAGAGUGAGUGUGACCCCAGCCUGUUCCUGCUGCAGGAGAAGGAUGAAAUCCUCAUGCUCUUGGUGUAUGUGGAUGAUAUCCUUCUCUUCUCUGCAUCAACUGCUUUGCUGGACAGCGCAGAGCAGAUGCUGGAGAUGCAGUUCAAGUGCUCCAAGAUGGGUGAGGUGAAGUACUACUUGGGGAUGCAUGUGGAGAGAGAUGUGGAGAAGGGUGUGCUGAGGUUGCACCAGAGGAAGUACUGUGAGGGGCUGGCUGAGAAGUAUGGGCUGCAAGAUGGGGGAAAGCCAGCAACACCACUAUCUUCAGGGUUUACUGUGGAGCCAUGUGCUGAUGAGGAGGUAGUGGGUGAGAGUGACAGGAAGCUGUUUCAUUCGAUGGUUGGGUCGCUGAAUUAUGCUGCAAAUCAUACACGGCCUGACAUUGCAUUUGCUACAUCACGACUGGCUAGCGUGGUUUCACGUCCUAGUCAUGAGCAGCUGGAAGCGGCCAAGAGGUUGGUCCGCUAUGUGAGUGCUACGGCAUCAGUGGGAUUGGAGUACAGUGGAGUGAGGCAGCGGUUGCAGAGAGGUGCUGCAGAUGUGAAGAGUGGAGAGAUGCUCUUGAGUUGCUAUACUGACGCUAGCUUCAACUCAGUGAAAGCGGAUGGCACCAGCAUUGGGGGUUAUGUGUGCUUGCUAGGAGGUGGUGCUGUGAGCUGGCGCAGCAAGAAGCAGAAUGAGGUGGGAUUGUCCUCAUGUGAGACUGAGUACAUGGCCUUACACCAUGGGGCCAAGGAAGUGGUGUGGCUGAGGCGCUUGUUGGAGGAGUUGGGAGUUGGUCAGGAGGAGCCGACAGUUGUGUUCUGUGACAAUGAGUCUGCUGUGAAGCUCGCCAAGAAUGCUUGUCUGCAUGGGCUUACAAAACACAUAAGGCCUAAGUGGCACUGGGUGAGGAGACUCCUUGAUAAGGAGGUGCGGCUGGAGAUCGUGAAAACCCAUCAGCAGGCAGCAGAUAUUUUCACCAAGCGUCUGGCGGAGGCGGAUCAUUGGAAGGGCAUGAAGCUUGCUGGGAUGAGUGUGCAUUGAGUAUGCAUGCUUGAGAUGUUGGUUUUUUGUGAUGAUAGAUCUUGAGAAGAUCUUUCCGACGCAACGAGAAUCCCUUCAAUCGGAGCAAGAACGCGAAAGCUAUGAAGAUUCAAAGUUCAUGAGCUUGCGUUACAAUUGCGGCGGUUACAAAGUGAAGUUGUGGGGUGACUCUAUAUGGAGUUGGGACCUUUGGGGUUGGGUAAACUUGUCACUCUACUGUAACAGCUGCAAAUAGGUUGGGAACAACCAAGCUAGGUUGGCAAGGGUGGCCAACUUGGAUGGAUUGGUUGGGAAGGGACAAAGGUCAAAGUUGAGGUUCCUAUAGGGAGGGAAUCUUUGUGCUUAUGGGGUUUCCUUGGUUGGGGACUCUCUUGAGACCUUCCCUCUCAUCCCUCUCUUCUAUCCCAACCUUUCUCUUGCUCCUCUAAUUCCUUGUGAGAUUCUUGAACUUUGAUUGAACUCUUGAGAUUGAGUUAAGUUCUCCUCCUACAGCUUACCCCCUAAUGCGUCGAAAGCCAUAGCGUCGCGAAUACUUUAUCAAUCAACGUGAUUCGAAUUGGGAACGGUAGCUGAGAUUAAGAGCUACAACAUAUCCGAGUUUCGCGACAUUCCAACGGCUAGUUUUUCGUCGACGUCGUUUCUUGUGAAGACGACUUUUCUGUCCAGAAUUUCGGAUUUAUAUUUUGAGUAUUUCUAGCUCCUAAGCACACCUAGACUCCGUC